GCAGCAGAAACAAUUUUUGUUUUGGUCCUCCUCCUAGCUGAGGCUACUAGUCAGGUGCUCUCGUUCCACUGCCAUAUUUUCACUGACGGCUGAAGGAAAUGAAGAAGCUUUUCGAUGACAUUAAAAAGGACAUUAAAUUUAAAUCCGCCGGACCUGGAAAGAAGCUAACAGAAGACACCAGUACCAAGCCGCAGGUGUUGCAGAGCAGCUCCGGUACCAAGAAUAACCGCCAUGCACCCAGUGAAGGAGCCCAGAGGGCUGGAGCCGCAGCUCUGGCCAGAAUUGAACAGCGGUCGAAGCCGAAGGUCCAUACCUCUCAGGACGCCAUCAGGAACCAAGUUAGAAGAGAACUGGAGGCAGAGGCGGCUGUGCUGGCUGAAAAGGAUAAGGCAGCUGCAGCAGAGGGAUCCAAAGUGUCAGUGAAAGAUCCCAGCUGUCUUUCAGUGUCAGGUGUGUAUUUCACCUGUCCGCUGACUGGAGCCACAUUAACCAAGAGUGAGAGGGAAGUACACAUUAAAGAAGCUAUUUUAAUGCGGUUUGAAGAGGAUGCAGUUGAGGCUUCAGUUAUGAUGAUCCACACAUUUAACAAAGACAGAGAGAAAGUGAAGGCUGCUGUGGACAUCAUAAGCAAGUAUGUGGAAAAUAUAUGUAAGUGUCCCACAGAGGAGAAAUACAGGAAGAUUAAACUCAGCAACAAGGUGUUCCAGGAAAAAGUACGUUCUGUGGAGGGAAGUAGAGAGUUCCUGCAGGCCCUGGGCUUCACAAGCAUUAUGCUUCCUGUCGAGGGUCAAGAGGUGGAAGAGGAGUUCCUGGUGUUACCAGAGCAGAGUUCUGAUGCCCUGGAGUUGAUGAAGGAGAGGAGCGAUCGUCUUCAGAGAGGAGAACCAGUCAGAGCCCAGCUGGACAGACAGCCUCAAGCUUUCAGGCCCUCUCCCAACGCCCAACGCUUUGAGCUGCCGCCAGAAUUCUACAACCUGACGGCAGAGGAGCUCAAGAGGGAGCAACAGCAGAGGAGUGAUUUGGUGGAGAAGCAAGCCAUGCUGCGCACAAAAGCCAUGAGGGAGAAAGAGGUGCAGAGGGAGAGAAGGAAAUACAACUACACCCUGCUCAGGAUCAGACUGCCCGAUGGAAACCUGCUACAAGGCACCUUUUAUGCAUGGGACCGGCUGCCUGUGUUGUUUGGGUUUGUACGGGAGUCCCUGGUGGACGGCUGGCAGCCCUUUGAGCUCAUUGCUCCUGGAGGUCAAAAACUACAAGAGUCUGAGGAAGUCGCUCUCGCAGAGUGUAACUUGGUCCCUGCAGCUCUGCUCACCUUUGCCUGGGAUGCAGCUGUGCAGGCAGAUAUUGCAGCUGCUGGUGGAAAGAGCCCCACGCUUCUCAAACCGGAGCUGUUGGGAACCAUUCAGACCCUGAACUGAGCAGACCUACUCUGUCCCUGAACUCUCCGUGCUACCUUCCUGCCUGGCACUGCAGGGCUGAAAUUGCUCCUUGCAAACAACUAGUGAUGAGUGUGUUAUUACAAAUGCUAACGUAAAUCAGUGGCAGUGAUAAACUGCCACCGUUUAUCACUGGGGAGAACGUUCCCAGUGACGUUAUCCCCAGGAUAACGUCGGCCUGCAGGCUGUCUCAGCAACACAUUCUGUUGAAAGAAGUACUACUAACAGUUUUAAGGAGAAAGCAAGGGACGUGUUGUUUUAUGAUGCAUCCUGAAUGUACAUGCUGUGUAGUAAACACUCUGUGACAGCUGUGCUCUGUGCUCUACCCCACAAUCGACCAGUCAGGUAAACUUCACAUGGCAUGUUGAGAGACCUUGUUUUAACUGUGUCACCUCUUCCUCCUGUGUGGGGUUUUUUUUUUUAAGUAAACAGUCCAUCUGGCUUAUACUACUAUUGCAUUAAGAAAAGUAGAGCAUACGCCUGUGACUGCACAGUAACAUAGAAGAAAAUCAAGAAUAAUGAAGGCAAGUAAAGCUGGUUGUACCAUUACUCAGUCAUAUUUACUAUCUCGGCACCAUCAGUAGCUCUUUUGACUUUAGAAGCUGCUAGGUGUCAUUGCGCUGGCUUUACUGAAGACUUGAAAUGCUUUUAGUUUGGCAGUGUUGAAGGUUGACUCAGUGUUUUGUCUGUCAACUGAUGAUUGACUGGUCUGAUUUGAUGUGACAUGAGUGUCUCCCCGUUACUAUAAACAUACAUAAGCUUCUGUGUCCCGUUCUGUUGUUGUCCCCUGCUCUGCAGUGGCCUUGAACUCCUUAGUGUUGUACAACAGGCUUUUGUGGUUGCUUCUAUAAUUAAAACUUCAAAUAUAACAAGUUUUAUAUGUAUGAGCACAAGCCCAGAGGUUUUCUGGAUAGUUUGACUUAAGCUACAGAUAAGACCCCAAUGUACAGUUUUAUUAGAGUGUUAGCCAUGUGCUGUCAGUUCUAAUACCAAAAUAUUUUCUUAUAUUUAACCAGUUUUAAGUACUGAUUAUAUACUUUCAUUAUAACUUUAUAACAUACUGUCUGUACAGCACCCCAACAAUUCAAGAGAUAAAUGGUUUAACUGUAGAGGCGCACUGCAGAAACUUCAUGUAAACAGCUUGCUAAGGAAUGCAUGCAGUCAUGAGUUACAAUUCUGUUAAAACUGGCAGCAUGGAAUCCCGUUGUCCUAAUAGUGGUGGUUUUAAAUAAAUCUUGAGACUUCUAUUUGUUUGUAUCAAACACGUUUCCUUUGAUAAAAUGGGCGUUUACUUCACAGUGGUAGUCAUAACCCCUUCCAUUUCACUGAAUCUGAUGACAGAUCAAAGAAGAAAAACUGACUAAAGUUUGAGAUUUACCCCG
Messenger RNA from Toxotes jaculatrix (banded archerfish), 2818 nucleotides. It is a transcript of the gene ubxn6, whose product is annotated as UBX domain protein 6. Gene Ontology annotation, cellular component: cytoplasm. Gene Ontology annotation, molecular function: protein binding. Bases 99 to 1418 code for a protein of 439 amino acids. The record is from RefSeq and is a predicted model, not a curated record. The transcript is spliced from 11 exons. NCBI's taxonomy places the organism in Eukaryota, Metazoa, Chordata, Actinopteri, Toxotidae.